CAUCAUCAUCUUCUUCAUCAUCAAUAACCAAACUCUGUCUUCUUGAAUUCCCCCAGCUCCUUCCAAACAUCACAACAUCAGUACCAUGCAGCUACAAACAAAAUGAAUUGGUAACAAAAUUUUUAUUUCAGGAUUAGAUGUAGGAAGAGUUGCAGGAUUAGGUGGAUUAACUACCUGAGGCCUGACCUUAAGCAUAAAGAUUUUACAGAACAAGAAGAGCAUCUCAUUAUUCAGUACCAUGCAGCUAUAGGCAGCAGAUUGGAGGUCACCAUACCCAAGAAGAUUUUUCAGUGAGAGGCAAGGAGAACCCAAGGACAAGGUUCAAAUUUAUACCUGGAUGGAUGCUACACUUAGAGAGAUGACUGAUCUCGUGAAAGAAGUAUCUCCAGCUGCCAGAAGACGAGAUGCAAAAUUGUCAUUUGCAGUUGUAUAUCCUGAUAAAAAUGGGCGUAUGCAAGUAAAGAAGGUAUAUACUCCGAGGAAUGCGCCUUAUGCUAGUGAGGAAAUUGAUGUGGUUCGUGAGCAAUGGGCUAAGUUUUUUACCAGCAAGUAUUUGUUAUUGGCAUGAGCGCUUGAUCGAGUUGGUUUAGAUGUUAUAGAACAAUCUUUUAUAUUAAAAUGUAUGCGUUCGUUGAAAUUGGAACAUACAUAUAUUUAAUUGUAUGUGGUACGUACACUUUGGUUUUGGGAUAUAUACAAA
This is a messenger RNA of Spinacia oleracea (spinach), 700 nucleotides long. Its product is annotated as histone deacetylase complex subunit SAP18-like. The transcript is spliced from 4 exons. The coding region runs from base 338 to 568 and encodes 76 amino acids. The record is from RefSeq and is a predicted model, not a curated record. Gene Ontology annotation, cellular component: nucleus. Gene Ontology annotation, biological process: negative regulation of DNA-templated transcription. Gene Ontology annotation, molecular function: transcription factor binding; transcription corepressor activity. Lineage: Eukaryota; Viridiplantae; Streptophyta; Magnoliopsida; Caryophyllales; Amaranthaceae.